AUGGAGGACACAGGCAAGUAUGCCUGCAAAUGUAACGAGACUACUACUGCUUGCUUCCUGGCCGUAGAUGAACGCAAGCAGCUCUAUCAUUUCAACCAGAAGCUUCCACGCACUGCCGAGGUGCAACGUGGAAAAGACCUUACAGUGGAGUGCUCGGUCUCUGAUCCAAGAGCCAAGGUUGAAUGGUUUCACAAAGGCGAGAAGAUUGAGGUGAGUCUUCCAGAGUUUGGAGAACUAAUUAUCUGCCAUUUAAGGACGAUCUCCAUUAGAAUAUAUCACAAUACUGGCGUUGUUAACUUAUAUAUAGAUUAA
Messenger RNA from Protopolystoma xenopodis, 312 nucleotides. The record is from the annotation of a GenBank genome assembly. NCBI's taxonomy places the organism in Eukaryota, Metazoa, Platyhelminthes, Monogenea, Polystomatidea, Polystomatidae.